Messenger RNA from Etheostoma cragini (Arkansas darter), 2594 nucleotides. It is a transcript of the gene pot1, whose product is annotated as protection of telomeres 1 homolog. Gene Ontology annotation, molecular function: G-rich strand telomeric DNA binding; telomerase inhibitor activity. Gene Ontology annotation, cellular component: nuclear telomere cap complex; chromosome, telomeric region. The record is from RefSeq and is a predicted model, not a curated record. The coding region runs from base 82 to 2487 and encodes 801 amino acids. Gene Ontology annotation, biological process: regulation of telomere maintenance via telomerase; telomere capping. NCBI's taxonomy places the organism in Eukaryota, Metazoa, Chordata, Actinopteri, Perciformes, Percidae. The transcript has 20 exons.
UGGGGUCCCCUUCACGCAUGCGCGUUACAGCAGCCUGUCAAUUCGAAACAAAGCGAGGGAAACAGCUGCAACCGUGACGCCAUGCCGGUCCGUGUGUCAUCGGAGGGGGCGGGGCCAGACGCCCAGGUACCAGCCCACCUGACCAGGAUCCCCAUCUCCCUCAUCACCACCAGCACCGACUGCUCCAACAAAACGGUCAAGGGGAAAGUGGUUCAGAAAUGCCCGCUGGUGUCGUUAGCGUCUGACAACGUCAUCCUGAAGACUGUCAUCCAAGAAGAAGAUCCUCCGCCGAACUCCUCGUCUCACAACCCGUCCAUCAACGUCAUCCUGUUCGGAGAGCUGGCCAAGGACUUCAAUGGAACUGUCAAUCAAGGGGAUGUGGUUGUGGCCUCUGGCUUCACGGUGGGCAAAUCUCCCACAGUUCAUAAGGACAAGCUGCAUCCCUGUAACCUGCUGCUGUCGGGAGACAACGCCUACAUCUAUGUGACCCCCCCGCUUCCCGAUCCCAGAUCCCCGCCGGCCGCCAAGAGGAGCUCUGCGCUCUCUGCUGAGGUUUCCAGGGCGACCAAGGCCCCAAAAUACACGUACGUCCGCCUGGGCGACCUGAAGCCGGGAACUGUAGUCAACGUGUACGGAGUGGUGGUCUUCUUCAAACAGCCGUUCAAGAGCCGUGGCACAGACUUCUGCUCCAGCCUGAAGAUUACCGAUCAGUCCGACCAGAGGGUCGGCUGCACCAUCUUCUGUAAGCUGGAGGACCAUCCCAAAAUCUUCCAAGUUGGAGACAUCAUCCGCUUGCACCGAGUCAAGACACAGUCCUUCAACAACUCCAUGACGCUCAUCACUAGCUUCGGAUUCUCUGUGCUGGUGUUUGACGGAGCGGAGGGCGGAUCCAUGGAGCCGCGGACCUCCAGCCGCUCCUUCCACAUCGACCAGGAGGACCUUCGCACCGUGGAGGAGCUUCGAUCCUGGGCCGCCAACCAGGCUCUCGUCCCCCCUGUUCCCUCGAUCCCUCUGUCUGCCGUAUCGCCCAAAGCUUACUUUGACUUGACGUGCCAGCUGCUGGCCAAAGCUCCCAUCGACACCACCUGCACCCUGCUCAGGGUGUGGGACGGGACCAGGUGUCCUCACACGCUGCUGAAGGUGAUAGUUGAGCGGAGCGUCACAGAAGGACCGACAUCCUUCUCUCAAGAGAGAGAGAGCCUCAUCGCCAACAUCCUCGUCUACGACAACCACACGGAGUUCGCCAGGCAGCUGAAGCCCGGGGACUUCCUGCGGAUCUACAACCUGCGAGCGAUCCCCGGAUCCAGUAAGGUGCCGGGCCUCACCAGCAGUCAGUCUGAGGAGGUGGACCACCUGGCGUUUCACCUGCACGGAGGAACGGCGUACGGCCGGGGGAUCCGGGUUCUUCCUGAGACCAGCCCCGUCGUGCAGGAGCUGAAGAGAGUCAUGGAGGCGUUCCCAGAGGAAGACAAGGACGAGCUGAAUGACUCUGAGAUGUUGGAGAUCUGGAGCACUCCACCUGAGUCUCUAGGUACAAAUGGAUCAGUGGCGUGCAGCACAGAGAGAAGCUGUGGUCACGACACGCACGUGGUGACGCUGUCCGAGGUGAAGCGGUCGGAUCCGGGUCGGGUUCACCACGUCAGAGUCCAGCUGAGAUCCUACGAGCCCCGCAAACUCCACCAGGCUCUGAAACUCUACUGCAGCAAGUGUAAAUCAAUGCAGGAGGUCCCAGAUGAUGAACUUGUGUCAGGUCUCUUCUCUGAGGCGUCCAAGGACUCUGGACCCUGCAGUCCCCCGCCGUGGGCGCUCUCUGGGCAGGUCGAUGUCCCUGGGGUGUCCUCAGGAUCCCCCAAACGAACACUGACUGUUCACAUGUCCACCCAGCUCAUGUCUGAGAACAAAAGCAAAGAGCUCAUCUUCCUCAUGGGUUCGACUCUGGAGGAAACGUGUCGGCUCGCCGCCGGCUACCAGAACAUCGUGCCUGUGAGGUCAUCGGCAGGUCACCUCGCUCUGCUCGACCUGUCGGCACCUUUCCUGUUCAGAGGCAGGAAGACGUACUACGGGUGUAAGCAUUGCUCCGAGGCUGCAGUGAGGGAGCCUUGGGCUGAAGGAGUCGAAUUAAUUGAUGAGAAGAUCGUAGCAGAAGCUCUGGGCGUUCAGCUGCUGCAGUUCGUCCUGCUGAUGAAGCUCCAGCUGCAGGACGCCACCGACACGCUGGACGUCUUCCUGUGGAGAGACGCUGAGGCGUUCUUUGGCGUGUCGGCAGAGGACGUAGCAGCCAAUCAGGAGGCUCAAAACAGCAUUCACCAAACAAUGGAAGCCCUCUGUCCAGCCGAGGGCAGCACCGGUGGACAUCCGUGGAUGGAUUUGUGUCUGACGGCGUACCGAGCAGAGGACGACGAGGGACAGAUCCAAACCUGCUACCAGAUCUGCCACAGCACCGUCACCAAACCCUUCUCCACACAGUCCAACGCCAACCCCGCCUGAACCCCCGACAGGUCAACGGCCAUCUGCAGUGUUCAGUGUUCCUGCAGAAGACAACAGUUGUUACCUGGUAUUGUUAAGGUUAUUUUGUGGUUUUUAAUUGUAUUUAU